Molecule: messenger RNA, 123 nt
Organism: Staurois parvus
Lineage: Eukaryota; Metazoa; Chordata; Amphibia; Anura; Ranidae
Source: the annotation of a GenBank genome assembly
AUGGAAACACAGUUCAUAAUUAUCUACAGAUAUCAGAUGACAGGAAAACUGUAUUCUGGUCAGAUAGAUACCAGAAUCGUCCAGAAACACCAGAGAGAUUUCAGGUUUGGCCUCAGGUGUUGA